GCAGCAGGACCAAACGCGGGUGACAGGAAAAAUGGGUGGGGCGGGGGCGUGGUCUGCCAGACCGUGGGCGGGCUCCCCCCCCCCCCCGGGCCACCAUUGGCACCGAUGGCUCAGCCCCAAGAAGCGGGGGUUUGGCGCAGCGCAGCCUAACGCGGGUGACAAGGAGAAUGGGGAGGGAGGGACCAAUGUUGUGAGGCGGAGUUGGGGCGGUGUCUGGUGAGCAGUGGGCGGGGCCGUGUUUUGGGUGCUGUUCCAUGGCCAGGGCACAACCAAGAGAGCGAAGGUGACCGAAGGAGGGGCUCACUGAGCGCCCCGGCAGGGAGAGGAUUGGCGAGUAGUGGGCUGGUCUGUAUCCCUGGCCACGCAGGCCCGGGCUGUACAGCCUCACGGCCUGACGGAAUCGCACAGCUCUCCGGAUCUCAGGAACCCGCCAGAGGCACUGCCAUGGCCGUAGGCAACAUCAACGAGCUGCCAGAGAACAUUCUACUGGAGCUCUUCACCCACAUCCCCGCCCGCCAGCUGCUACUGCGCUGCCGCCCGGUCUGCAGCCUCUGGCGAGACCUCAUCGACCUGGUGACUCUCUGGAAGCGCAAGUGCCUGCGAGAGGGCUUCAUCACCGAGGACUGGGACCAGCCGGUGGCUGACUGGAAGAUCUUCUACUUCCUCCGAAGCCUCCGAAGGAACCUCCUUCACAACCCAUGUGCUGAAGAGGGAUUUGAGUUCUGGAGCCUGGAUGUGAACGGAGGUGAUGAAUGGAAGGUGGAAGAUCUCUCCAAAGACCAGCGGAAGGAAUUCCCCAAUGACCAGGUCAAGAAAUACUUCGUGACUUCCUAUUACACCUGCCUCAAGUCCCAGGUGGUGGACCUCAAGGCUGAAGGGUAUUGGGAGGAGCUGAUGGACACCACCCGACCGGACAUCGAGGUCAAAGACUGGUUCGCAGCCAGGCCAGACUGCGGGUCCAAGUACCAGCUGUGCGUUCAGCUCCUGUCGUCGGCCCACGCACCCCUGGGAACCUUCCAGCCAGACCCCGUAACGAUUCAGCAGAAGAGCGACGCCAAGUGGAGGGAGGUUUCACACACAUUCUCCAACUAUCCUCCCGGCGUCCGCUACAUCUGGUUUCAGCACGGAGGCGUGGACACUCACUACUGGGCCGGCUGGUACGGCCCGAGAGUCACCAACAGCAGCAUCGUCAUCGGGCCCCCACUGCCCUGAUGCCCCCCGAACCCCUCUCCUUGGAGCCCUAAUUGGUAAACAGCCGUCAGAAAGGGCCAGGCUCGGGAAGUGUGGGGGAGGGGGGUGGAAGCCAGGCACUUCCAGACCUGUUUGUCUUUGCCCCCCAGCUGCCUCCCCUGUGCAGAGCUCUUCUCUCCAAAGGCUGGCCUUCCAGCAAGGUCACCCCUUUAAGGGGUGCAGUGCCUGAGGUUAGGUGGAUACAAAAGUCAUCAGGGAGAGAUCCCCAAGCUCGAAUGCUUGCCCAGAUCUGUCUGUACCUCUGCCCUUUGUUCUCCUUCAGGGCCCUUAGAGCAGGGAUGAGUGAGACACCUGACAGGUUUGGGGACUGCCUUUGAUGAUGCAGACGUUGAGGGGCAGAUCUGGGAUAGAAGGCGGUUCUGCUGGCCAGACCUUAGCCUGGUUGUCAGCUGCGGCUUCUGUCUUGGCCAUCUUCCUUGCUUUGGCUUGGAAGUCAGGCCUGGUAUCAGAUAGGCAGGUAGGAUCAGACUGUCCUUGUCGUCAGCAAAGCCCAGAAAGCCAGGUGGGUACCGAUGAGUGCAGGGCUCCCCAGAGAACCCAUGGAAUCCCACUCAGGAUGGAGGGGCAGGAUGGACCUUGAUUCUGAGAGCUGCAAUGGGAAAUCAAGUAGAGGGACCUGGGCAAGUUCUCUAUGGCUUGGAGAUGUCCAAGCCCCAACUGUUGAAGCGUCCAUUCCCACACUGUCCCCUGACCCCAGUACCACGCCAACCCUCCUACUGCACAGCCAAAUAAAACAUUUCCCAGCC
This is a messenger RNA of Peromyscus leucopus (white-footed mouse), 1997 nucleotides long. Its product is annotated as F-box only protein 44. Gene Ontology annotation, cellular component: SCF ubiquitin ligase complex; cytoplasm. Gene Ontology annotation, biological process: SCF-dependent proteasomal ubiquitin-dependent protein catabolic process; glycoprotein catabolic process. Bases 445 to 1212 code for a protein of 255 amino acids. The transcript is spliced from 6 exons. Gene Ontology annotation, molecular function: protein binding; ubiquitin protein ligase activity. The record is from RefSeq and is a predicted model, not a curated record. NCBI's taxonomy places the organism in Eukaryota, Metazoa, Chordata, Mammalia, Rodentia, Cricetidae.